GCCCUAGCUUUUGGAGGUGCUCGGAGCGUGCACUCAAAAACAGUGCAUUGCUAACUCAAAAAAUUAUCUCUUACCUUUUCAACACAACAAUUUUUAUCGGGGGAAAUAAUAAAUACCAUCUUGACGGACAAAUAUUAUCCAAAACAAUUUCGCGCACUGCAGCGGAAAAAAGAAGAUUUUUUCGGCGAAAGGAUUUAAAAGUAGAGAAAAAAGUGAAAUGCGAGUUGAAUGGCGAGAAACUUGUGCAAAAAGACAGUUCUAUGAGUUGAAUCUGGUGCAGUUGGCAGUUUGAAGUGUGGGGCUUAGGCGUUGCAGGAUCCACCGAGGAGGCCUGACUCGCGGAUAGGCUCUCGAUCGCGGAAGGAAAAGUGUGCUGACCAAGUGUUUUGAGACUUGUGGGAGUUUGGAAAUACCGUCUGAAGCAAAGAAAAAAAUUGCGGAACACUGGAUUUGUCAAAGAGAGGAGGCGAGAAGAAGUUAUCAAGUCGCCAAGGCGUGAAGUUAUCUCGUGAGUUGGUGACGAUUUUCGCGGUGUAACACUUUGUGUGCAAGGAGAGCCAGGAAGCGAACGUAGUGCAUGAUCUCUGUUUGACGAGGAAUUGCGCGGACCUAGGAGUGCUAGGUGGAGAGAGAGAGAGAGGGACAGGCGAACUCACGGUGGUAGUUAAUGACCUCCGGAGUGGAAAAAACUGGAAAAUUGAUUUUCCUGUCAACUGUUUAAAGCCGGAGGUGUCCCAAGUGUUGUGCUCAUGCUGAGCGUGAAUCGAGGAAAUUUUAUCGAUUCCCAAAUAAAACACACCUCAUCUGCACAAUUACACCCAUAAAUAGAGAGAGAGGAGCACCCGUUGCAGUGUAUGUGGCAAGAGGUAGUAGCCAGGGCAACCCCUUGACUUCCACUGAAGACAGGGAUGUAUUGAUUCCGCUGCAAUCGAGGCAUUUUUUGGACGAUAUGGAACUUUUUGGAAGUCAAAUUCUAAAUCAAUCGUAAAAAAAAAUUCACGACGACAAAUUAUACACACAAAAAGAAAACAUUUUGGACUUAAAAAAAGUGGAGUGAAAAAGGAAAGAAAGAUCAGUGAACAUUUUUCGGAAAAACGACCCAUUCUUCGAGUAGUUGAAGCGGAAUACAGAUCAUCACCAUGGAUCCACAUCAGCAGUUUUGUCUCAAGUGGAACAGCUACUCGUCCAAUUUGGCGCUCACCUUCUCGAAUUACUUCAAAUCCGAGAGUUUGGCCGAUGUGACGCUCUUCUGCGGAGGCACAAUUUUCAAGGCUCACAAACUGAUUCUGGCGGCGUGUUCGAAGCACUUCGCCGACCUGUUCCAGACGGCGCCCAUCAAUGGGUCCUGCUGCGUGAUCCUUGAGGCCACGUCGGCGGAGAACAUGUCGGCCCUGCUGGAGUUCAUGUACAAAGGCGAGGUGCACGUGUCGCAGGAGUCGCUCAACAGCUUCCUGAAGGCGGCCGAGAGUCUGCAGGUGAAGGGCCUGUCCACGGAGCACGGUCGCCUGGCGGCCGCACCCUCGGGCGGCGUGCACGACGUGCCGCUGGAGUCGCCCACGGGCAGUACUAGUCGACGACAGGGCAGGGGAAGCCUCAGCGGAUCCGGGAAUCUGGGACACACAGGGAUUAAACAGGAAUGCGACUCACUUAUGCAUCCCAGUAGUGCAGGCUUAGCGGGAUUCCACUCCUACAUCUCGCCCAUGUACCGUCCUCUGCCAUACGACCCACCCAGGAAGAGACCGCUGCGAAGUCCCUACAUCGAGCAGGAGGCCAGAGGAAGCGUCCUGCGCGACGGCUCCAAGGGCAGCACCGGCAACGCCAGCCCCAUCAGCAAGGGCUACAGACCCGGAAGCAGCGCCUCUUCAUCUGCGCCCACUGAAGCUGACGCCCUGCAGACGGAAAGAACAUCGCCGCAGCAAUCAAGAUACGAGAAUCACAGCCCACCAAGCACAACAGCAGGAAACGGAAACACCCCAACGGCGAUUGCUGACCGAAGUGAGCGGGGUGAGCGGAAUGGAGGAAAUGUGACGGACCCCAUCGAUGAUGAUAAGGAUGAACGAGAUUCGAACGAUGCCGGUGCUGAGGAUUUGAGGGUAAAAAAUGAAAUCGACUACUCACCCCCGCCGCCGACGCUCAGCUCCAACGCCCCGCCGACGCCCACAACGCCCGUGUCCUUCGUGAGCGGAAAGGGCGCCGCCGAGCCCAUCGACGGCGGCCUGCCCGGCGGACUGGCCUCGCAGAUCGCCACGGCGGACAUGCUCAACGUGUGGACGGCCUCGAAGCUGGCCAACAAGGGAGGAAGUGUCAAUACGGCCGACGGCAAGAAGCUUAAGUGUCCAUUCUGCGAGCGACUCUACGGCUACGAGACAAACCUGCGAGCUCACAUCCGGCAGCGCCAUCAGGGCAUCCGCGUGCCAUGUCCGUACUGCACGCGGACCUUCACGCGGAACAACACGGUGCGGCGGCACAUUGCGCGAGAGCACAAGCAUGAACAGUACAACAUCAACAGCCUGAAGUACGAGCAGCACCAGAUGAGCCAGCUGCAGAGUCACAGUCAGUAGGGCGCGGAGUGUCGCCCGUCCGCUGUGCUGCACCCUCUGACCCCAAGGAGGCUCCCUCGCGGUGAGAUCGCGGCGUGUCGCGGCAGGGCUGGCAAGUGAGAGUGAAAGGGUUGUUGACCAGGCGGCCGAGCGCCGCUCCUGGUGCGUUUCUGCUGAGAUUCUCGCGUGAGACGGAGUUUUCUUCCACUCAUUUAUUUAUACACACACACACACAAACACACCCCCAACAGUACACCAAAACGCAAGUUACCCCCAGAAAAGCAAAGAUCCCAAAAAGCAGAGAGUUACCCUCUCAAAGACAUGAUUUACACGAGAUCAACUUCCGCAUGAUCACCGCAAGUGUCGUUAGUGAUGAGACAAAUUUGAAUGAACAGAGAAGAGAAAAUAUUUUUUAUUGAAUCAUAAACUCAAUUUGUGUACAUAGUGUACAAUUUUAUAUGGAUGAAAACAAUAUGAGAUCAUAGAUACUGUAAUUUUGCAAUAAUUAAUUGAUAUAUAGAGAAAACAGCGUUAAUAAAUUAUUCUAAUAUUAAAUUAAUAUAUUGAUAUAAAUGGAUAGUAAUAUAUUACUACUUAUUGAACUCAGAGUACCUGCUACAAAACCAUUUUUUUUUUUAAUUACUUUAUCUACGCCAUUUUUUCAGUCUGACGACUUUCCUUUCUUAUCAACAUUACAAAAGUGACUUCUUUAGCCCGUUAAUUGGACACUUUUCCAAUGUUUCUUUACUUCAAUUCUGGAGUGUUUUGAACAGAAUGUUUUCUUCAUUCUGCGAAGGACACACAAAAGCUAUAUUAAAUAUGAUGAUUUCUUUUUUUCGUAAUUCCGUUAAAAGAUUUCUCCGAUGUGAGAAAUGUGAAAAACAAUUCAAUGUACAAAUCAUAAAUCAAUCAAGUGCUUUUAACUGAGCCAUAAUUCAACUUUUUUUAACAUGAUAUAUUUUAAUGCAAUAGAUCUUAAGGAUUAAAUAUGAAUGAGAAGCCACAAAACCGUACAGAAUCAAAAUACAGCUGCCCAAAAAAAAAAAAACUAUACAUUGACUUCCUUUUUCCCCCGAAAAUGGCAAGUGAGAAUUUUCCGACUGCCAAUAUCUCAGUGAGAAACAUUUUUAAAUGCAAUAUACGUACAGUUUUUUACAUUUUUAAAUUUAAAGAAAAAAAAAACAAUGGAUAUAGAAUGAAACAAACCGGUGCCUCCCAGUGAAACAAUUUUUAUAAUUAAUGAGUAAACUAACGUGAAAUACAAUUUACCUGAAAGUCCGAAAUCUCAGCAGAACGCAACAUGAGUGGUGAUUACGGGUCGUCCUGAUAAGGAUAUGCAAAAAAAAAUAAGCAUUUGAGAUGUGAAGGAUUAUGAAUUUUUUUGAUAAUGAAAUUAUCAAUGAGAAGAGAAAAUGGAGCUGUUGGGGGCGAAAAUGCCCGCAAAAGUAUGACUUAGUACUGUAAAUGACGAUGAUUAAGAGGAUCUGACUGUUCGCCAAGUGAAGAGAACAACAGAGAUCAGAUCCUCUCAUGGAUGAUGAAGAAAGAGAUGAUUUUUGAGAAGAGAAAAAAAUCAACCACGCAAUUCUUGCUAGUAAAGAAAGUUACCGAGUUUUAUAUAUAUUUUUUUCCUUAAA
Molecule: messenger RNA, 4177 nt
Organism: Phlebotomus argentipes
Lineage: Eukaryota; Metazoa; Arthropoda; Insecta; Diptera; Psychodidae
Gene: chinmo
Product: zinc finger protein chinmo
Exons: 8
Coding region: 1140-2561 (473 amino acids)
Biological process (GO): regulation of transcription by RNA polymerase II
Cellular component (GO): nucleus
Molecular function (GO): protein binding
Source: RefSeq, a predicted model, not a curated record